Durusdinium trenchii is the source of this 2508-nucleotide messenger RNA. The record is from the annotation of a GenBank genome assembly. NCBI's taxonomy places the organism in Eukaryota, Dinophyceae, Suessiales, Symbiodiniaceae.
AUGCCGGUUGGGGAAGGGUUAGGAGUUCAUGGCGGGAAAUGGGGCUCUGCACCAUACUUGAAGCAUCCACUGCUUCCUUUAGCGCAGGUGGUUGCCGGGCUCCUGAUGUUCGCACCAUUGCUUACGGCCUUUUGGACACCUUGGAACCACAACUGCUGGGGCGUUUGUACUAGCUACGUGCAACUCAGCAUUGGAGGAACUGUGCCUUUCAGCAUCCUGAACCACUUCGGCCAUGCUGCAGCUGGACGAUGGGUGCCGGUUUUGCAAAAGCUUGACAGGAGCUUUAUUGCAUUGUCAAGCAUUGCGGGGAGCUAUGCACUGUCGCAAGAUGUGGCCUUUACUAUGGGCUCAGUUCUUUUGGCAGCUACAGCGAUUUGGAUGAUGUGGUUUGCCAGUCCGAAAUAUCGCGACAGCGAAAGCCUGGGCACUGGCUUAGUGGUCGUUAGUAUUUGCUAUGGUUUGCUGCCUAUGAUUCUGCACCGGGCUACUCUGGAUCCAAAUCUGCUGCCAGCUGCUGGCUCUAUCCUCGCCGGCUUUACCCUCUUCCAGCUGGAUCCAUUAGGAGUAUGGACGGAUUCUGCAUGGCACUUGCUUUUGGCGAUGGGACUUGAACCCCCUGCUCUAGUGGUGGCAAGCCUGGCCAAGACGGCUGGAACCUUGACACCCGAGGAGUUCAUUGCUGCACUGAGGCCUUUGACAGGGAAAAGCAUCACAGCAUCGGGAGGCCGUGGCCUCCUCACAGCUGCAGCAACCAGAGCAAUGGGACAGCUGAAAAGCUCUCGACAGGCUUGGCAGCUUGAUGGCCUUUGCAAAGCUCUGAGGCUCGAUGUGGGGGAGGUGAUCCCCGAUGAUGAGAUAUUCGAAGAGGACAGCCGUGCACAGCAGUUCAAUCAUUCUGAAGGUCGAAUUGAACAUUUGGCUGAUGUCAUAUUGACUUUGGUACAUGAUGCCAAGCUUCGGGCAGAAGCACAUGAUGUGGAGUCAGAUAUUUCAGCCAACAAUCCCCAGAAGUUGAAGGAAGACGCCAAGGAGAUCAUGGACUUGUUGCAGGCCAUGUCGUCUCGAAUGGGGCCGGCAGAGGCCGCUCAUCUCGGGGCUGAAAUUACCAUCGAUGAUAUCUCUAGGAUUCUCAAUGUGACCAACCUUCAAGGUCAUUUUGAAACCGUGGAAGACGAGUGUAAGGAUUGCUUCCAGGGGGACAUGAAGCCUGAGAAUGAGCAGCAGUUGCUUGACUUCAUUGAUGCCGCGAUGAAAGCACAGCUGGGAGGACCUAUGGGCCUCAAGGCAGCCAGGAGGCUCUCUGCGAAAAAGAGGCGUUUCGGCGCUGGGAAGCCCUGGAAGGGUGCUGACAUGAAAUACUGCAUUCAUCCUCAAGCUGAAAAGCAUCAAGGAUACAAAGAAGCAGUUGACAAAGCAAUGAAGGCCAUCACGAAGGCAGUCCCAUGCAUCAAGUUCACAGAUGUAGGGUAUGACUGGGCCGACUACACUCAAAACUACGACGGAAAAUGCGCACAGUCGCCAGCGGUCCUGUUCACUCGGUGGACUGGCGGUUGCAACUCCUAUGUUGGUAUGUUAACCCACAAGAAGUCGCAAGGAUUGAACUUGGCCAAUGGCUGUUUGACUAUGGGCAUUGUGAUUCAUGAGAUUCUUCAUGCUUUAGGCAUGGCGCAUGAGCAGUCCCGCCCGGACCGGGAUGCUUAUGUAUAUGUCUAUGAAUCACGCAUCAAAGCAGGACAAAAACACAACUUUGAUGUAGGAGAAGAAGGGGAUAUGGCUCGUCCGUAUGACCUCCUUUCCAUCAUGCACUAUUCAGCUGAUGCCUUCAGUACAAAUGGAAAGCCAACCAUUGUAGCCAGAGACAAGGCCUUUGCGAGCUACUCCGGCACCGAGCGCGAGAAGAUCAAAAUGGGGAACCGCGUGGGUAUGACCCAGCUGGAUGCCGACCAGCUGGCAGACCUCUAUACUGCUGAGCGAGGGUAUUGUGUGAGUGCACUGCUGACAGACACCAAGUGCACUGACAUGAUUGUGGAUGGCAAGCCUUGGGCUGAUAAGUGGGGCUCAGGUUGUGAUGCCUACAAAAAAAAUGGCGACUGCUCCAAGUGGGUAUCUGCAACUUAUUGCUGCGGUUGUGGAGAGGGAGGUGCACAGGAGCAAGUCUGGUCCCACGAUUGCGACCUUUGCCCAGGCACUUCAAUUAAACCAGCGACAUGCACUUGUGGGCAAAGUUCUUCGGGGACUGGAACAGUUUGCAAGAAUGAAGAAUUUAAGGCUGGCACCUUCAACCCUCGACCCUUUUGUCGGUGCGAGGAGGGCCACUUGGAAUGGUGUGCCAUCUACACUGGCUUCACCACAGAUGGCUGCAGGUGCAAGAGGAAGCCGAAGGGUUGGACCUUUGAAGGAGGCCAAGUUGCGGGGACGUGUGGUGAUCCCAACUCCGACGGCUAUGACUGGUGCUACACGACUGGCGAGUGCGAACACACCUGGGGGAAGUGUGAGUUGGCAGACUAA